Anarrhichthys ocellatus (wolf-eel) is the source of this 3044-nucleotide messenger RNA. It is a transcript of the gene pym1, whose product is annotated as PYM homolog 1, exon junction complex associated factor. Gene Ontology annotation, molecular function: RNA binding. Lineage: Eukaryota; Metazoa; Chordata; Actinopteri; Perciformes; Anarhichadidae. Gene Ontology annotation, cellular component: exon-exon junction complex; cytoplasm. The coding region runs from base 249 to 1016 and encodes 255 amino acids. The record is from RefSeq and is a predicted model, not a curated record. Gene Ontology annotation, biological process: exon-exon junction complex disassembly. The transcript has 4 exons.
CACACACACACACACACACACAGACGGACACAGUUCAGUGCUCGUUGUUUCGGAGCCUCCUCAGCUGUCCUGCGCGUCGUUUACAUUGUGAUAGAGGCCCGUAGAAGCUGCCAUGACAUAUUUCACCUCAAAGGAAGCAAGAGUUGAACAAGUUGUGUUAAAUCGCGUGGGAUCAAAGUAAGCGAGGGGACGUUUGGUGGACACCGACCGACUGGAAGAGCGGAGCACCACGUUCACGUUACACCAAAAUGGCAACCCCCUAUGUCCAAGAUGAGUCUGCUCACAGGAAAAUCAACAAAGAUGUUGAAAGCACUUUCACCAAAAACUGUGGGAGUUCUAGGAAUGAUGAACAUAAUGUGUCUGCAGGAAUGGAGGUUGCUGCUAAUAAUAACAACCCAACAUCAACCCUUGAAACUAAAUGCCUGACAGACAUAGGGAAAUUCAUUGCUUCCACUCAGCGACCAGAUGGAACAUGGAGGAAGCCGAGGCGGGUCAAGGAUGGUUAUACUCCUCAGGAAGAAGUACCAGUCUAUGAAAACAAGUUUGUGAAGUUUUUCAAGGGAAAACCAGACCUGCCACCUGGGAUGAAUCCGUCCGAGGCGGCUACGCAGAAGCAAAAGAUUCCCGGUUGCGGGGACGCUGAGGCGGCCGGUCUCUCAAAGUCCGCCAAGCGCAACAUGAAACGCAAAGAAAAGCGAAAACAGCACGGGGACGGGGACGCGGACGUGGACUUGGUGAGCGACGCCGUCGAGAAUGCGUCUAUUUCAGAGAGUGGCGAGUGUUCCAACAAGACGGCGGUGCCAGUUUCUGUCUCGACUCCCGAUGAUUCAUCGGCAGAAGCAGACGAAAAGGCCAAGAAGAUCAAAAACCUGAAAAAGAAGCUGCGGCAAGUUGAGGAAUUGAAGCAUAAAGUGGACUCAGGGGAAAUAACAGAGCCAACAAAGGAUCAGUUGGAAAAACUGCUUCGGGUUCCGGCUUUACAGGAUGAGUUACGGCAGCUCGAGCGUGAUUCUUGAAGCAAUAAAAGAAAAGCAGAGAAGAGUCGGACAGACUAAGCGUACAAAUUACAUACCGAGAGACGGGGAAGGGACCUUUUGCAGCUUUGUGAUCAUGGCUUCCAUUUAAACAUUAUUCUACCUAUUUGAUAUUCAUCAUGAACACAGGGCAGGACAGGAAGUCCUCGUAGCAGGCAUCACAUCUCCAGAACUGACAAGCCGGUUUUCUAGUUUCACAUCUCCAGGAAACAAUGUGACUCCUACUCAUACACUUGUAUUUGCCAGGCCACUCAUCUAUGAAUAUCUUUUAAAGAGUUCAUUGUAAAUUGCUUUUGUGCGUGUCUGUCCUUUUUCCAUUUUGUACCUUUUCGUAGCAUCAGGUAUUACUUACACAUACACUAUUUUCUGUUAAAGAGAAUAUAGUUUGUUGACAUUUAUUUUUGUCAAUGAUUGGACGGCCUCUUGUAGUUGCACUAAUGUUGCGCCACUGUCUACACAGUCAUUACAUUAAAGCUACAUGCUGCGUAACAUGUUUAUCUCAUAUUGUUUUUAGCGGUGGAGUGAACAGCAACUUUAUUUUAGAAGGCAGGAUGUAAAACAAAUCUAUAUUUUGGAUCUUUUGGAAACAAGUUCUACACUUGGGAUAAUGUUGGGGAUAUUGUAUAUUUUUCCUGUUGUCAACAAAUCCAAUAAUGAGUUAUUACUUCAUUGAUCCUACCAACCAGUAUUGUCUCUGUAGCCAAAGCCUGGUCGAGGUUAUUCCUCUGUGCCAUAGAGCUCCAUUGUUAUAACUAAAAAAUGAAUAAAAAUGCAAUAAAGUACAUCGAUGAGCCACACUGUUGCACUUGAUGACAUGUUCCUUUAUUGUGAUGAACAUGGACACUGUAGUUACUUUGAGUUGAUCCCACAUACACCGUCCUACUUCCGUAAAUACUUUAACUAGAACAUCAAAUGUGUAUUAAUCCGCGUCUGAAGAUGGUCUCCAAUAAAUACACUAACUCUUAAAGCUACAGUGCCCAGCUGUUUUAGCAGUGAUGUGACCAAUGUGACCCGUUAUUAGGUAUGUACACUUUCAGUAAGAACAAAUAGACAAUAUGAAGACAUCAUAGGGUUUGUUUGUGAUAUUCAACAGUUUCUAAAAUAGCACUUUCUAUGAACUGUGAAAACUGGAGUCCAUAAACUAAUUUUACAUCCUGAUUUCAUACUACAAGCUAUUUGUAUACAGUAUAUACUAUACUUUUCAUUAAAGUACACCACGUUCUGCAGUUGAUUUACAAGAAAUCAACAUACAAUACGUGCAGCAGUGGACUGCUUCUUUAGAGCUGGCUAUUCAACUUCACAUAUAAAGCAAAAAUGUUUUUUGAAAUAUGAAUUUUUGGGUUUUAAAUCUUUGUCUUUUUAAAAUAAUUUGACCCACCUCCCUUUUGUUGGUGCAUUGCGUUGUGGGAGAAUACCUGCCAUUGAAAGUAAUAAUCAAGCAUGUUUGUCACUUUUCCAGUGUGAACACAUUACAAACGAGAAAACCUGCCUAUAAGUAUGCAGUUCGAACCUUACAGUUUUGUUCUGCUGAAUCAAUCAAUAACAAUCAAUUGUUGAGUUUAAGUUGGCAAACGGCAGAAGGAUGAGCCUGGACCCUUUUAGUUUUAAACUAAGAGAUGCCCUCUAUUGAUGAGAAAUCAGGGACUGUCCAGUGUUUUUAGCUUUAAAACUUAAUCUGUGGUUAAAUGAAGAAACUGUUAUUUUUUCACACAUGUCUGAGUCUCUUUCCCAUCUGUCCACUCACUAUUUAUGAGCUGCAUGUCUCAGUGUUGAAGGAGGCGUUCUCUGUCUCCAUGCAGAGGACGAAUUGUAGCGAUGGUUACAUGGGGGCGUCAUUGUUUUCCCUUGAAGGGGUUUUCUACAUAGUGAACAAUAUAAUUAGCUGUUGUCUCAUGGAGGAAGUGUGGUGAGUUGUUUUCCUCAUAGAGCUGCAACCAUGAAGUGAAAAAUGUCAAGAUUUAUGUGGAAUAUUGGACAUGUUUCACAGACAUAAAGCUGUAUUUCUGGUAC